GUUCAGAUGUUCUUCCUGUUGAGCUUCAAUUGAGCUAAUAUUUCUGUGCUUAGCCAAUUUUUGGCUCAUGUCCUAAAGCCUAUGGCUUAGAGAAGCUUAUUCGGCAUAUCAAGAAAAUUUCUGGUAGGUAAACAGGUAGGAGAGGAGAGCUCUGCAGUCAUGUCCGGUCCUAGCGAGGAGAGGAGCAGCUCUGCAUCCAGGUGCUUCGGACAGCGUUCCUACACUGCUGAGGAGUACCAGGCGGUGCACAAUGCUCUGCAGCAGAAACUGGGACCGGAGUACAUCAGUACCAGAGUGGCAGGAGGAGGGCAGAGGGUGUGCUAUAUUGAGGGGCACCGUGUGAUCAGUCUGGCUAAUGAGAUGUUUGGAUACAACGGAUGGUCUCACUCCAUCUCUCAGCAGAAUGUCGACUUUGUCGACCUCAUUAAUGGGAAAUUCUACGUUGGAGUCAGUGCAUUUGUCAAAGUCCAGCUAAAGGAUGGGGCAUUUCAUGAAGAUGUAGGGUACGGAGUCAGUGAAGGACUGAAGUCUAAAGCUCUCUCACUGGAAAAAGCAAGAAAAGAAGCAGUCACAGAUGGCAUGAAGAGAGCAUUAAAAUGCUUUGGAAAUGCCCUCGGAAACUGCAUCCUGAAUAAGGAGUACCUCAUAGCCAUUAACAAGAUAACUAAACAGCCUCCUCCCCCUCUGGACCUGGCCCAAACUAAGCGUUGUGAGGGUGAGCCAUCGGUGGAUAGUGCCCGUUUUUCCAGUCUGGUCCAGGAGGACAAGCUUGCAUCUGCAGCAGGCUCAGGAAGGGCACCACUGGAGCCCAGAGUCCUGAACCAGAACCAGAGUUGUUCAGCUGUUUUUACUCUGAACAUGGUGGGCGCUGCUGCAGACAAGGACAGCGAGAACGCUGGCUCCAGACCUGUCACAGACCCAGUGGACAUUGUCGGGUCUGCAGCUCACUCUGACCCUAAACAGCUGAGGAAGCUUAGACAGCAGCAGCUUCAGCAGAAGUUCAGGAAAGAGAUGGAGGCCAAGAGGAUGCAGCAGAAACAGGAUCAAACAAAGUCUGAGGACACAGAGGUCACUGUUGGAUCAGGAUCGAGUGGAGGUUCAGGUCAGGAGGGAGCCCCGGUGUUCAGUGACAGCAGCUCUGCAGAACACAAGAAGCCCAGCAGCAGAGACGAGUGUCUUGCAGAUGACCCUGAGCUCUGGGACUUCACUCUAGACGGGAUUGAGGAGCUGAAUGUCCCCCCAGGUGACUCACUAUACAGGCCUCACAGGCCCAGCACGCCUGGGAAUCACCAGAUGCAGACUCGCAGUAAAACUCCACAGAGGGUGCCAGGCAGACCUCAAGACCCAGCCCCCUCAUUCAACGUGGGACAGAGCGUGGCUCAGUCCAGACCUCAUUAUCACAACCAGUAUCAAGCAGGAUCAGGUCAAAUGACAAGUCCUUACAGACCAGGCCAGCACAUGAAGAAACGCAGGUUGGACACCUGAAAGUGAACGAUGCUGAUCCGUAUGUUUCUCUGUGUAUGUGUAUCUGCAAAUUAUUUUUAUGGUUUAUAUUUAUGUCAAUGUUUAAGUUCAGUUUUAGUUUAAGUGGAAUGAUUUAUUUUUUAUCUCUGAUAUUUACAGAAGUGUUACUUGGUUUCGUAAAAAAU
Cheilinus undulatus (humphead wrasse) is the source of this 1649-nucleotide messenger RNA. RefSeq names its product RAD52 homolog, DNA repair protein (gene rad52). The transcript is spliced from 12 exons. NCBI's taxonomy places the organism in Eukaryota, Metazoa, Chordata, Actinopteri, Labriformes, Labridae. The record is from RefSeq and is a predicted model, not a curated record. Gene Ontology annotation, biological process: double-strand break repair via homologous recombination; mitotic recombination; DNA recombinase assembly. The coding region runs from base 160 to 1485 and encodes 441 amino acids. Gene Ontology annotation, cellular component: nucleus.